UGAACUGGAAAUAGAAAAAAGGACGAGCACUAGAGAACAGAGUUCCACCUCAGACUCGUGCAGUAGUGCAGUACUGCUACUGUUUUUCUAUACUCUCUCUCUCAGUUCCAGUAGCAUACUAGGUCGUAGGAACUACCUUUACCAUUUGAAGUUGUGUUCACCUGAGUGGAAGAAUCUCAUCUCAAUCAUUCAUUCUCAAUGGGUUCUCCCUCCCACUCUCACAUCAUCAUUCUGUUUGUGCUCUCUUUAGCCUCAGCCUCCGCUUGGGAAGUAGAGAAGAAGACAACAUACAUAGUGCAAGUCCAGCACGAAGCAAAGCCUUCCAUUUUCCCCACGCACAGGCACUGGUACCAGUCUUCCCUUGCCGACACCACCGCCUCCGUUAUUCACACCUACCAAACAGUCUUCCACGGAUUCUCAGCGAGGCUCUCCCCCGCGGAGGCACACAAGCUGCACUCACUCUCCCACGUCAUAACCCUCAUUCCUGAACAGGUACGCCAACUCCACACCACGCGCUCCCCUCAGUUCCUGGGCCUCAACACUGCCGACAGGGAUGGCCUUCUCAAGGAGACCGAUUUCGGCUCCGAUCUCGUCAUCGGAGUCAUCGACACUGGCAUUUCCCCCGACAGCCAGAGCUUCAACGACCGCGAUCUCGCUCUUCCUCCCCCUAAGUGGAAGGGCAACUGCGUUGCUGCUAAAGACUUUCCCCCCACCUCCUGUAACCGUAAACUCAUCGGAGCUCGCUACUUCUGCGCCGGUUACGAAGCCACCAACGGCAAAAUGAACGACACUUUGGAGUCCCGCUCUCCCAGAGACUCCGACGGUCACGGCACCCACACGGCCUCCAUUGCCGCCGGAAGGUACGUCUUCCCUGCCUCCACCAUGGGCUACGCCAGAGGAAUGGCCGCCGGGAUGGCUCCCAAGGCUCGCCUCGCCGUCUACAAGGUCUGCUGGAAUGCCGGCUGCUACGACUCCGACAUCCUAGCCGCAUUCGACGCCGCUGUGACGGACGGCGUCGACGUGAUCUCCCUCAGCGUCGGGGGCGCGGUGGUGCCCUACCACCUCGACGCCAUCGCCGUCGGGGCCUUCGGAGCCUCCGAGGCUGGCGUCUUCGUGUCUGCCUCCGCGGGAAACGGCGGUCCCGGCGGCCUCACCGUCACCAAUGUGGCCCCCUGGGUCACCACUGUGGGCGCCGGAACCAUAGACAGAGAUUUCCCGGCGGAUGUUAUGCUGGGGAACGGCAAGGUGAUUGGCGGGGUGAGUGUGUACGGUGGACCGGGUCUGACUCCGAGUCGGCUCUAUCCUCUGGUGUAUGCGGGUUCGGAUGGUUACUCCUCCUCUCUUUGCUUGGAAGAUUCGUUGGAUCCAAAGUCUGUGAGGGGGAAGAUUGUCGUGUGUGACAGAGGGGUCAAUUCGAGAGCCGCAAAAGGUGAAGUGGUGAAGAAGGCGGGAGGAGUUGGAAUGAUUUUGACGAAUGGACCCUUCGACGGGGAAGGUUUGGUGGCUGACUGCCAUGUCCUCCCAGCGACCUCCGUGGGUGCCGGGGGCGGGGAUGAGCUUCGGAGAUACAUGUCCUUGGCCUCACAGCUGCGGUCACCAGCCACGGCAACCAUAAUAUUCAAGGGCACAAGGCUCGGGAUUAAACCAGCGCCCAAGGUGGCAUCUUUUUCGGCGAGAGGGCCAAACCCGGAGUCCCCCGAGAUCCUGAAGCCGGAUGUGAUAGCUCCUGGAUUGAACAUUCUUGCGGCCUGGCCCAGUACACUUGCUCCUUCUGGAGUUCCCUCUGAUGAGCGUAGGAGUGAGUUUAACAUUCUGUCGGGCACUUCAAUGGCUUGCCCCCACGUUUCUGGUUUGGCUGCUCUGUUGAAAGCGGCACAUCCGGAUUGGAGUCCUGCUGCCAUCCGAUCUGCCCUCAUCACUACUGCUUACACUCUUGACAAUGGAGGAGGCCCUAUGCUCGAUGAGUCUAAUGCCAAUGUUUCCUCCGUCUUUGAUUAUGGGGCUGGCCAUGUUCAUCCCGACAGUGCCAUCAACCCUGGCCUGGUCUAUGACAUCUCUACCUACGAUUAUGUCGAUUUCCUCUGCAAUUCCAACUAUACCUCCCACAACAUCCGAGUUAUCACCCGAAACCAGGCUUCAGACUGCAGUGGGGCCAAGAGGGCUGGUCACUCUGGGAAUCUUAACUAUCCUUCUUUAUCUGCCGUCUUUCAACAGUAUGGAAAGCAGCACAUGUCCACACACUUUAUUAGAACUGUCACCAAUGUUGGAGACCCCAACUCGCUCUACACACUCACUAUUGCACCCCCUCCCGGCACCGAGGUCACGGUUGAACCGGACACGCUGGCUUUCAGGAGGUUGGGUCAGAAAUUGAACUUCCUUGUUAGGGUGCAAACCAGGGCAGUUAAGCUUUCCCCUGGUAGUUCUACUGUCAAGACUGGUUCCAUUGUCUGGUCUGAUACCAAGCACACUGUCACAAGUCCCUUGGUUGUCACCAUGCAGCAACCUCUCUAGACUCUAGUCUAAUAAGUUGGGUUCCUUCGGGGUUUGUAUUGGGGUGUAUAAAUUUUGCACUUUUUCCAUCUUACCACCUUAGUUAGCACUGUCUUAUAAAUUACUUCUUGUUCUCUAUGUAUGUAUACUAGUGUGAUAGCAGCGCAGCGUCUGGUGGGGGUUGGAUUGUUGUACCAAACACUACAGUGUCGUCAAGGUAUAUAUAUAUAUGGAAAAUAUAUAUAUCCUUCUCUCUUGUUGUAAAACUAUGAAUGAAUGUCUGUAGAAAAUGCUGUGUUAAAAAGGAGGACGAGGAUAAGGGAAAGAUUCCCAUCCUUUUACAGCAAUUUUUGUUGACUGCUUUCAGUAUGUUCUUUCCCAUCUUUGCUUGGUCAAAGAUUUGGCAGGCA
This is a messenger RNA of Glycine soja, 2900 nucleotides long. RefSeq names its product subtilisin-like protease SBT1.5. Bases 199 to 2511 code for a protein of 770 amino acids. Gene Ontology annotation, molecular function: serine-type endopeptidase activity. The record is from RefSeq and is a predicted model, not a curated record. Gene Ontology annotation, biological process: proteolysis. The transcript has a single exon. Lineage: Eukaryota; Viridiplantae; Streptophyta; Magnoliopsida; Fabales; Fabaceae.